Colletotrichum karsti is the source of this 1569-nucleotide messenger RNA. RefSeq lists its product as uncharacterized. The transcript has 2 exons. The coding region runs from base 1 to 1569 and encodes 522 amino acids. The record is from RefSeq and is a predicted model, not a curated record. Lineage: Eukaryota; Fungi; Ascomycota; Sordariomycetes; Glomerellales; Glomerellaceae.
AUGACGAGACUAGGUCCUUUGACGGCGCAGGCUCUGGGCCGGUCGCCGUUUGACGAUGUGGUCGAAGGCGAAGGAGAAGCCGACCCUCGGGCACCUGAGCAGGAAUACGACAGUCGCGGCCGACCGAUGAACCCCGAGACGAAGCGAAUGAAUCGCGACAUGGUGCGGGCUCAUAACGAGGUCAUGCAAGUCAUAGGAGUCGCGGAGUCCGACAAUGCACCCUCCACUGCAGAGGUCGACUCGGUACGGCGAUACUUUAACUACGAAGAUGCUGUCGGCACUCGGCUGCUCCGUUUCGGACGAGCACUGGAGAUAGGAGGAGUCUGGGGCAUCAACGGCAUGCGACUGCGCAUUCUUCUCUACAAGCGCUACGCCGACAUCUCUUUUUUCGAGCUCCUUCAAAAGGAGAUUGGCCAGCGCUCGAUCGCGAGUUCUCUCGGAACCGGCCUGCCCACCUUUCUCAGCGGCCACGCCUUCAAGAUGGCGACAUACUACUUGUAUCCUUUCCCCAGAAAAAACAAGUUGAUCAACGCCGGCCUGUCAUACAUUCGAGUGCAUCUUCAGCUUUACGUCUUCCUUCAGAGGCUGGACAUCAUACCCUCUAACAAAUGGUUUCCGUCUUUGAGUUUCUUCAUUCCGGGAUCAUCUUCGUCACCUAUUGCGGCCCCCGAACCACCACCGGACUUCAGCGCAGCGUCUUUGGCGCGAUAUGCUGGCGCGUGGGCUUUCAACGCUCUUCCCUUCGUAUCGUUCGUCAUUUGGGGACAGGUCUGGACUGAAGUCACCGGACAUUUGUGGCAAGAGUUCUAUGGACGACUGCCGAACACAGUUCACCAGCGCAAGCCUCCGCCACCACCUCUUCCACCGCAGGCGCCGAUCGCCCAAAUUCCCGACCCGGAGCCAGAGCUUGAGCCAGCGCAUGAAGAGCCUUUCUCCGAGGUGCACGACGAAACGAAUGAUGACAUCACCCAGGAGACCAGCGAAGCAGCCCCGGUCCAGGCAGUCCGUCGCCCGAGCACGUUUUCAGCUAGAGGGGAUGAUUACGGCAGCGAUGAUGAAGAGGAUGGAGGUGUCAGCGCAACCCUGAUCAGCUUCGACGUUGAAGCUACAGAGUCGACCGACGCUCCUCCGGGAUUAUGGUCCGCCGAGCUUCGACCCAGCGCUGGUCCAGAAGGAUCUGGCUAUGGCCACACCGUGCAGUACCUGGACACCAUGCUGACCAGGCUCCCCGCAUGUCUGGCGUCUGACAUCUUCACGGUCAUAUCUGGAUAUAUUCUAGUAUCGCCGUAUGAAGCUUUUGCUCUGCGUCUGGUCGCGAGGUCCUACCGUCAUAGAAUGGGGCUUCCCUUAAAUGACAUCCAUGAGAUCAAUAUCUUCAGUGGCAUGACUAUGAGAGGGGUCACGAAUUUCCUCGGAUUGGAAUUCAUACAUCUUGUGAUUGCAGGCGAGCUUUGGGCUCUGGUCACGGGCCUUGCCCAUUGGUUUCAUCUCACGGAAGAAGAGUGGAAGUUGUUUAAUGAACUGGAUGAGCAAGAAGCCGCUGAAGAACGCCGCCGACAGCAGGAUUAG